Messenger RNA from Perca fluviatilis (European perch), 6173 nucleotides. It is a transcript of the gene tasorb, whose product is annotated as transcription activation suppressor b. The record is from RefSeq and is a predicted model, not a curated record. NCBI's taxonomy places the organism in Eukaryota, Metazoa, Chordata, Actinopteri, Perciformes, Percidae. The coding region runs from base 131 to 5713 and encodes 1860 amino acids. Gene Ontology annotation, biological process: negative regulation of gene expression, epigenetic; protein localization to heterochromatin. Gene Ontology annotation, cellular component: nucleoplasm; heterochromatin. Gene Ontology annotation, molecular function: chromatin binding. The transcript has 23 exons.
GAGAAGAACGUGUACGUCAUUUUCACAAUGGCGGAGGCUGGGUGAGGAGGAGAGUGUGUGUGUGUGUGAGUGAAGCGGCGCCGUAAUUGUUAGAUCUACAUUGCCCGUUAUACGUGCACGGUGCCUGAAAAUGGCCCUGAACCCCAACGCGGUGGGGAAAAGGGACUCAGAAUGUACCGAGACGGACGAUCUACACCCGGAGGGUGGCGAACCCCUGAAGAAUUCAGCCGCCACCUCGGCCACAGCCAACCAAAAUGGCGAUCGGCCUGGAUGUGGAGACAGGGUAAUGCCCGAACAAGAAGCCCAUGAGCGGCGGAGGAGCGCGCAGGCAGAUGCCCGGAGCUUUAGCAGUUCGCCCCUGCAAGGCCAGAGACCGAGCGAAGAGCUGCCACGGAGAAAUUUUCAAAUCCCGAGGAAGAUAAGAGAACGGAAAGGCCUGUACCAGUUUCUUUCUCCCGACAGCCGGGAGUUUGAGGACCUUGUGAAGAUUGUCUCCUCGUUUUACCUAGACUCAUCAUCCCGAGCAACCUUCUCCUACUGCAAGGCCAGGCUCAUUCACAACGAGCUGCUGGAGAAGGAGUUCAUUGAGAAGCGGAGAGAGAUGAAGCAGGAGGGGAGGACAGAACAAGAACUGACUGAGUCGUACUGCUUCCUUUUUCCAGACAAAUCGAAGCUCCUGUGGAUCUGUGAAAAGGGUCUGUCGGUUGGGCACUCCCGGAUUACUACACUAGGAAAUCCAUCAAUGGGUGUUUAUGUUUCCAAAUAUUCUGAUCUGUUACAAAUCAAUCCCUUUGAAGUGGGCUCAUCUGGAGACAUGAUCGUUUUUAAAGUUAUGAGGGGCCGAAUAAAGCACAUUAAUGACAACAUACCUAAGAAUGCUUUGGAACCUUCUACCAAGGUUGAUUGCCACUUGUCCAAAAGUGGCAAUAGGGUUACGUCUUUGCUGUCUUACAGGGCUUUUGAGCUCACACAGCAAUAUUUUUUCGAGUUUGCAUUUGAUGAGAUCAAAGCACGGCCCAGGCAUGUGUGCCCCUAUGCUGUGCUUUCCUUCAAGUACAAAGGCAAGGAGGCUGCGGCCUCUCCUAUGACUUCACACAGGUUUAACACUAUUUCCCCUGAAGGAAGCCGAGGGAAGAGCUGCUACACUGUGUGGAGUGGUCCACUAGUGAACAAGGGCCUGGAGUUAUUCCCAAUCUGUUUACGAUCCUCCUCGCGCCCAUACCUCCCUUUCAAACUGCCUGAGAAGCUAGAGGUGAGUCGAGGCAUGCAGCUGGAUCAGGUGAAAAGAAAGAUUCCCUCUGUGCUCUUUUCUUGGGACACCUACAGCGCAUCACGGGAAGUGAUGAAAUGUGGGAUGUCCUGCAGCCUGUUUGAGGUGGUGGAGGGUAAAGGCAAACCAACCAGUGGCAGCUUGGUAGCGCUGGUCAACAAACUGGAGAGGGACAGGAUGGUGCUGGUGAAGUCCUUGUUUGACAGGGGCUUUCUCUUCCUGCUGUCCUCAGCGCAGAUGAUUGAGUCCAAAGAGCGACGGGGGCGUGUUGAGAAGAACCUGCAAGCAUUAUUCAUCUUUCAGGAGUCAAGGAUGGUUGUCAAGUAUUCAUCCAGAUUGUUCGAGCCAGAGCCACUGACGACAGAGCCUCAGCCUGCUAUCCUGUCCUCCAUGGAUCCCUUCAUCCCUGCUCUGCACUACUCGCUGUUCAAGUUGCGCCACAACCCAGGCAAGGACCUCAGCUCUGGAGUGGAGCGCCAGGCCACUGAUUACCUAACUCGUAUGGAUUCAGGCACGGUGCGGCCGUUCAUUCUGCCCGACUACAAACAUAACGUGGACGAUAGGAUCAACCCGCUCGCAGUGCCCAGACCCAAAUUUAACAUGGAUGCCGUGCUGCGUUCUUACGUCAACACCCCUGUCAAUUACAUUUUACCUCUGAACAAGACGAAGGACAUCAUUGAAAGAAUACGGAACCCCACACCCAUACCCAUACCUCUACCCCUACCCCUACCCCUACCCUUACCCACACCUGCUCCAGCCCCAGUGGAAUACAGCCCUGUUUCUGACUGGGGUGGCUCGGACAGGGGCUCAGACAGAGCAGAGAGACCUGCAGAAAGGCUGCCCCAGGAGAGGCCACCUCCAGAGAGGCCAGCACAGGAGAAGCCACCCUCAGAGAGCGGCAGGCGGAGGCAAGGGUUGGCCCAUUCUAACGGGGCCCAGUUGCAGCAAACGUCCAAUAUUGAGCCCCAGUCUCAGCCCCCUCAGAGGUUGCGGCUGUCCCAGAAUGAGUAUGAUAAAGACAAGAUGAAACAGUUGCUUAAGCUGAUCCAACUUCAUAAGAAAGCCCUAGUGAAGGAUCCUGGGAAGGAAAGGGAAGAGGAUGGGGCUUGGGACGUCAACAGUCUGAAGAGGAAGUUUGAGGGAGAUGAAAGGGGGGGCACGAACAAACACCAACGCACAGAUCCGCUGAGCAACGGGGAACCCAGUAGAGGAGCCCAAGCAGAUGAGAUCGGAGAUGAGGGUGGACAGAGCGACAAUCUGACAGCAGUGAUGGAAAGCAUGGGCAUCUAUGACACUGACCUGAGGGCUCAUGGGAACACCAGUGCCUCAGUCAACGAAACCCAGCGCCUUCUCAAGAUCCUCCUGGCUACUCUCAACAAAGCCGUGGCUCAGGGCUCAAUGUCUGUGCAGCCAAACCACGGUGAGCCAUCGACAGGUGCAGGAAGCGGGGAACCUGCCUGCCCUGAACCAGAUCCGAAAAAACAAAAUGAGCCCACAUUUCAAACAAACUACACAGAGGAGGACAUGGACUGUAGCCCAGGUAGUCCAUUUAGCGCAGGUUCCCCAGCUGAGCAAGCUUACACUUCAGACAACCCAACCUGGGUUAACCCCGCCAAUGAAGACAAAGUACAGCCUUUUCCUGAGCCAAAGCCCGAGCCAGAGCCAGAGGCCGUGACGGUGGCAGACAGCUACCCAGAGCCGAAGACGCCUGCAGCCGUGGAAGUAAAAAAGGCGGCUGCACCAGCCACGGUACCAGUUGUAGAGGAAGUUCCCUUCAGGCCCUCCAUCAGCCUGGACACCAUACUCAACCAGGAAAUUCACAGUCUCACCUCUGACAUCAAAAACAUUAUGCAGACUCACCACAUCUGCUACUCCUCGCUGCUACCCACACGGUUGCCUCCACACCACUGCUGGCUACCCAACAGCUGCUUCUCAGACUUUGUUACACCCUACGUCUCCCCUGUCCCCAUUCAGGGGCAUAUCAAAGCACUGUGUGAUAAGAUGGACACGUUGAUCCCAGCCCCACCUGCUCCCUCCAAGGGCACUCCUCCACCUCCCCCAGUGACAACAUCUGAUCUUACAACACCACCCCCCACCCCCAUGCAGACUUCCAAAACUAAAGCGGACCCCUCCCUGUCGAAGAGCACCACUUCGUCUCAGAGUGGUAAAAUGGUCACUGUCAAAGGGACGGCAUCCACUAGGCCUAAAAUGGAAGGCUCGUCAGCAGAGUUGGGGGUAGAGGUCUAUUCUCCCUCUCAAGUCACACCAGACUCUCCAGAGGCCAAGUCCCAAAACCCAGGCCCUGCUCCUGGAAGUGGGUCCGGCCUGCUGGCUGGCAGCCUCAUUGGUCAGCUGAAGCCGGAGGUUUUCAGCAGCCUGGUGGAGAUCUUUAAGGACGUCACCAAGAACACAGUCAAAUUCUACAUCUACUCCGGGGACGAGGGGGAGGAGAGCACUGUCUGCAAGGAGAUCAAGGAGUACUUGAAAAGUCUUGGCAACAGCGAGUGCAGCCCACAGACGUUUCUGGAAAACAGCUGCAGUUUAGAUAAGCUCCUCAUCAUCAUUCAGAACGAGGACAUCGCCGCACACGUGCACAAGAUCCCGGCUCUAGUGUCUUUGAAGAAGUUGCCUUCAGUGAGCUUCGCUGGAGUUGACACUCUGGACGAUGUCAAGAACCACACUUAUAAUGAGUUGUUUGUGUCUGGAGGCUUCAUGGUGUCUGAUGAGUUUGUCCUCAACCCUGACCUUAUCACGCAGGAUCGUUUGCAGGGGCUGCUGAAGUUCUUGGAGGAGCAGAGCACCCCUGAACACCCCUGGCAGUGGAAAGUGCACUGCAAGUCCCAGAAGAAGCUCAAAGAACUCGGGAGGUUAAACACCAAUGCCAUGGGGCUGCUGAACCUUCUCACAGCCUACCAGAAGAAGCACCUGGUGGAGUUCCUCCCUUAUCACGAGUGUGACACCCAGUCGCGUCAGGCUCCAGACCUAGAAUGCCUGAUCAAACUCCAAGCUCAGCACACACAGCAGCGGCACCUUAUCUUCCUCACAGAGAGGCCAUUUGAGAUGUUCCUACAGUACUCCAGAAAUGGAAUAGUAAUAGGGAGCAUUGAUGACGUUAUGAGUGGUUUCCACAGUCUGAUUGGCUCCAUCAGUCAGAAUGAGCUCCCAACACCGCCCUCUACAGUAGUGAAUGAUGAGUGUGUGGAAGAGGAGGACAUGUCAUUAGACUCUGAUGAUGGUGAGCCAACCACCAUAUCGGAUCCCUCAGAGCAGAACCAGACAGUUGAGAAGGGGAAGCCUCCACAGCCGCCUCCACCAGAGAUGGAGGAGUUUCGUCCUCCGCUCCCAGACCAGCAGGCCACCCCCGAGAGAACGCCAACGCUGUCUGACUACAGUGCUCUCAAAACAGCCAUCUCGCAGUUCAAAGCCACCAACCAGAUGGGAAUAGGCUCUUCGGACAUUGGAAGCUUGUCACCAGGAGGUUUUCCUGUGAAUCCCCACCAGAGCUUCCUGUGUCCUUCAGCCUCGUGGUCAUCUUACACGGGCUCUUCUAGCUAUGCGGCCUCCCCGGCCUAUCCAGCCUCACCUUGCAGCAGCACCCAGGAACAGGAAUACCGCCCCCCAGUCCCAGCCACAGCCUCUAGCACACUCCCAACCCCCCCUGUCAUGGCCACAGCAGGACCUCUAGCCAACCUGGCUUCGCUCCCCUUGGAGGUCAAACCUCCCCCUCCACCUCACCUUAUGAGGCUGGGCCAUACAUAUGGCUCAGACACUGGAGGAGCUGGGGCUGCUGGGAACUCUCCGCUCACCACCUCCCUCCCCUUCACAGACCAUAAUGACUCAGCCCAGCCAGGUUACAUGGCUGGCAUUUCUAAAAAUGCUAGCGGGACCCCCACGCAACACGACAGGACACUCUGUGGACCUGGGGAGGUUCUAUGGGGGACAGCAGGGGCCAGCACUUGUCAGACUGCUAGCAGCCAGGGUAUGGUCACAUCUGGCCCAGUGGACCCCAGUGGGCUGCCUAAGACUGGGGAGACCCUUGCAGGUAGCAUCCCUGGUAGUCAGGGAGGCAGGACUCCAGUGAAUUGUGUUAACAACAUUGGAGCUUCUGUGGGCAUUCCCACAGUGGCCACCAGGGGGGGCUCAAUAGUCAGACCUAAACUGCCUCCACAUCCAAUGUGUGGUGUGGGCUAUGGUAGUAUAGGUGGCAUCCCUGGACAGAUGGAUCAUGGGCCUAUGCGGGGUGGUAUGGGUCCUGGUUCUUUAGGGAGUUAUCGAGGGAGAGGAGUUCUACCAGGAGGACUUUGGCCUCGGCCAGGACGAGGACAUGAUCGGGGGGACGGUACUGGAGGUGGACCAUACCCUUGGGGUUACCCAGCAGGCAGGGGUGGGGUACAGGAUUACUACUCGGACUACACAUACACUCACAAUUAUGCUCCUCAAUAGACAAUCAUGAUCAAAGGGGCAACACAAACGCCAUACUCCAGAGACUAUUGGAGCUGGCUGAAUGUACAUAUUUCCUUGUCAUAAACACAUUGAUUUAAAUCAGUAAAUAAGGAUCCUGGUUUUCUACAUUAAUAAAAAUUGAUACAGGCAGUGCCGAGUGUCCUACUGUCAUGUAAACUGUAUGUACACACUUUCCAUGUGAACUAUUUGAGACCCUGUUCAAACCACUAUAUUUAUAUUUGCCACCAAAUGUUGAUGGCCUUCCAGCUUCUCGGAAUCUAUCAUGUUAUUUCUGUUUGUCCAGGUUUUGAAACGGUUUGUGAACAAGGGGAAAGGCUGAUAUUUUUUUAAGGAAAAAAAAUUGUGAAUGAAAUUUCACUUUUGCUGUUGGUUUUCUUUUUUUUUUAUUUUACAUAGUUGGUUGUCUGAAAUUCUAUUAAAAUAAAACAUUUCAAAUCUU